CAUCAGUCAAAAUCAACAGUCUCAACACGGAGUCAUGCGCGCGCAUGUGAGUCGGCUGAAGGCAGUAACGGGAGUGAAGCAGAGGAGCUCAGCGGCCACGAGCGAAAUUUUUUACAAUUUAUUUUACAUUUAAUAUUCGUGCCUCAACGAUGAAGACCAUACUCGCUGCAUAUUCUGGUGUCAAAAAGGGCUCAGGCUCUAGCAUCCUCUCGGCCUUACAAGACCUGCCCUCUGUCCCUUGUCUGACACAAUCCAAAAUCGUGAAACAUCUGCAGGUGAUCUGCGUUCUACACUUUGUCAGCACAUUUCUUGCCAUGGGCAUAGGCUGUUCUUUGCUGCUGGUGUACAUGUUUUGCACUGACUGUUGGGUACUUGCUGCCCUAUACACUGCCUGGCUUAUCUUUGACUGGAAUACCCCUAAACAAGGAGGCCGCAGAUCCACCUGGAUGAGAAAUUGGACUGCAUGGAAUUACUUUAGGGACUAUUUUCCCAUAAGACUCAUAAAGACUCAUAACCUGCUUCCUAGCCGAAACUAUAUUUUUGGGUACCACCCUCAUGGUAUCUUGUGUUUUGGUGCUUUUUGUAACUUUGCGACAGAGGCCACCGGAUUCUCCAAGAAAUUCCCCGGAAUCAAGCCAUCUCUGGCCACGUUGGAUGGAAACUUCCGUUUACCAGUGUUUAGGGAUUACCUGAUGUGUGGAGGUAUCUGCCCAGUAAACCGUAACUCCAUUGACUACCUCCUAUCUAGUAAUGGGACGGGCAAUGCAGUGAUCAUCGUGAUUGGAGGGGCUGCAGAAUCUCUGGACUGUGCCCCAGGAAUGAACUCUCUCAUGCUGAAAAACCGCAAAGGCUUUGUAAAACUGGCUCUUAAACAAGGUGCUGACCUGGUGCCCAUCUACUCAUUUGGAGAGAAUGAGGUUUACAAACAGCUCAUCUUCAAUGAUGGAUCCUGGUGGCGUGUAACUCAGAAGAGGCUUCAGAGGACUCUAGGUUUUGCCCCGUGUCUGUUCUAUGGCUGUGGACUGUUCUUCCCUGAAUCCUGGGGGCUAUUGCCUUAUUGCAAGCCUAUAACUACUGUUGUCGGUGAACCCAUCACAGUUCCGAAAAUCGAGGAUCCGUCUCAGGACAUCAUAGAUAUGUACCAUGCCAUGUACAUCAGGUCCCUCAAGUCUUUAUUUGACAAUUACAAAACUCGUUUUGGUCUAAAUGAGAGUGACACCCUUGUAAUUCACUGAGAGGCCGCAUUGAGAAAUAACUUUACAAAACAACACUGUGGCAGCUUGAAGAUUCGGCUCCCGACUAAAGUGCCUGUUUGGAGAGGUGAAAGUAAUGCUGUACCUAUAAGCAAAGCUAUUUUAUUUGACAUUGUCAGUAUUAAAUGUAUUGACAAUAAAACAAGUGUACAUUUAUGUCCCCCUUUCUAAGGGUGGCAUGUUAGGAGCAUUGUUGUGUCACAUUUUCCAGAUUUCAGACAAUUGCUCUUUGCUUUAUAUGCUCUCUCUAAAGACACAUCCCUAUCCAUUUUAUACUGUACCAAAACAGGUACUUACAUGUACUGAACUACAUGGGAGGCAGUGAAACUAGCCUGUGUCACUGUUGCUCUUUGCCACUAGAUGGUGGUCCUAAAUAAUUAAAGGAAGAGUUCACUCAAAAAUAAACAUGAUCUAAUCAUCCCAGAUGCGUAUGACUUUCUUUUUUCUGCAGAACACAAAAAAAGAUUUUUAGAAGAAUAUCUUUGCUCUGUAGGACUAUACAAUGCAAGUCAACAGGGUCCAACAUUUUUAAGCUUAAAAAAAAAGCACAUAAAAGGCAGCUUUAUAAUAAUUUAUAUAACUCCAGUUGUUAAAUCCAUGUCUUCAGAAGAGAUAGAUGUGGGUUAAAAACUGAUCAAUAUUAAAGUAAACGUUUUUACUAUAAAUCUCUACUUUCAAACAGCACUCCAAAAUGCUCUUCUCUCCUAAGAGUUCGCCACCUACUGGGCAGGGAGGAGAAUUUAUUGUAAAAAAAGGACCUAAAUAGCUAUCUGUUUCUCACCUACACCUAUCAUAUUACUUCUGAAGACAUGGAUUUAACCACUGGAGUAGUAUAGAUUACUUUUGUACUGCUUUUAUGUGCUUUAUUGAGCUUCAGUGCUUCUGACCUUGUAUGAACAUACAGAGCUGACAUAUUCUUCUAAAAAUCUUUGUUUGUGUCCAGCAGAAGAACAAAAGUCAUAAACAUCUGGGAUGUUAUGAGGGUGAGUAAAUUAUGAGAACAUUUUCAAUUUUGGGUGAACUAUCUCUUUAAGUCAAAGAUUUGAUUGCUGCCUUGAAUUUUCUAGAUUUAACAGUUUUGGAGGACAGUACCUUCCUCAAAAUAUGGCUCUAUACAUUAUGUAUAAACAUAAUUUGCCCCCAUAAGAUUCUUAUUUAAAUGCACAAGCAAUGCUAUUAUUGUGAGGUUUGCCUCAUCUAAAAGCCACAGGGUGGUUAUGUAGCCAAAAUAUAUAGGGAGAUUUUGGCCAAACCAACACACCAAAGUGUUAUUUAAUUGUUGGAUAAAACUGGUUCUGCCAGGAUGUUUUGGAUUUAAGACAAUUGUACAAUUUGAUCUUAGCUACAAUGGUGUUUUGGAUAAUAGAAGAAUGAUCAUUAUUAUUGUCUAUAUAAGAGCUGCAGAAUAUAGUGAAUCCUCCAUUAGCCGUGUGGGUGACCCAAUUUGUAUAGCUAGGCUGGAGGAUAAAAGGCAAGAAUUGGAAUAUGAUGAUAGAAUAUAAUGACAAUUAUCAUGAUGAUGAAUAUGUGUAAAUGUGUGAUGGUUUUAUGAAUGUUUGCCAACCACUUAUAAGUCCUGGUAUGACCAUAUUCCUAUACAUCUCUUGUAAAGUUAGAACUGAUUUACCACAUAAGUAUUCAUUUAGCAUAUAUUAGCUUCACAUACAUUCAAACAAAUAGAGUAUCUGCUACUGAAUGUAGCCUGAAAAUAUGAUCAAACUCAUCAAAACAUGAUGACUUUUUAAAAUGAUCAUGAUUUCUGACAUGAACAUUGCAUUUCUCAAUAUUCAAGAAUGCCCCAAUUACAAGUGUCAACCAACUUUCAGUGCUUUAAACUCAAAUGUGUUUGUAUGCCAAAUCAAACAAAGGUUGUCUACUGAAUUGCAAAUAACAUGAGUUCAAGUGCCUAAAUGUAUGCAAUGCAAUUUUGUAAAAUCUUAUAUUUAUCAUGAAUCCUGACAGAAUGAAGACAUAAUUAUAUUUGUAUUAAAAUUAGUUCAGUAGACCUGCAGCUUUUGACUGGUGGAUAAUAAGCAAUUGCAUACUGAAAUUAACGUUUUACAAAGGUAACUUACUGCUUUUUUAAGUUAUACAGUUGUGUGAUGUGAAUAUGCAAUAAAUGCUGCAGUGUCCAUCUCUGAAAUCAGUGCCUUUCAUUGAUGUCAAUAAAAUAAUUCUUUUAUUGAACCUUUAUUUAUUUUUUGAAUAAAAUGUUAUG
This is a messenger RNA of Xyrauchen texanus (razorback sucker), 3471 nucleotides long. Its product is annotated as diacylglycerol O-acyltransferase 2. The transcript is spliced from 9 exons. The coding region runs from base 150 to 1235 and encodes 361 amino acids. The record is from RefSeq and is a predicted model, not a curated record. NCBI's taxonomy places the organism in Eukaryota, Metazoa, Chordata, Actinopteri, Cypriniformes, Catostomidae. Gene Ontology annotation, molecular function: diacylglycerol O-acyltransferase activity. Gene Ontology annotation, cellular component: endoplasmic reticulum membrane. Gene Ontology annotation, biological process: triglyceride biosynthetic process.